UCCCGGAUCUCUUCAAUUUCCCCUCUCACUCGUGCCCUGGGAGUGGAGGCAGCAGCGGCUCCGGCUCCAGCUCCAGCCCCUGCAGCCACCGCCGCCCUGACCACCAGAGCGCAAACCGCGGGGACUCCGGGCAGCCGGGCCCCGGCCCCGCAGCAGCCGCCCCGCUGCCAAAACAAACGGCCCUUCGCUAUUUAUUGGAGGCGGCCGGGCAGGAGAGCUCAGAGCAGGCGGCCAGCCCUCGGCGCCGGCCAGCAGCAGCGGGGCGCACGGCAGCACCUGCCCGGCACACGGCCACCUUUACGCACUGGAUGGCGACCCCCCUGGGGCACGGCGAACACCCCGGCCGAGCCUGAGGGGCUCCCGGGCUGAGGACGCCCCUGUCGCCCGCCUCCCCGCCCCGGCGGAGCAGCCCAGCGUCCCCGCUGCCACCGGGCUCCCCUGCCAUGAAGCUGGCCCGGCUCCUGCUGCUGCUGAGCGGGUGCGCGCUGCUGCUGGCCCCGGCAGUGCGGGGCUGCGGGCCGGGCCGGGUGGUGGGCAGCCGCCGGCGGCCCCCCAGGAAGCUCAUCCCGCUGGCUUACAAGCAGUUCAGCCCCAACGUGCCCGAGAAAACCCUGGGCGCCAGCGGCAGGUACGAGGGCAAGAUCGCCCGGAACUCGGAGCGCUUUAAGGAGCUGACCCCCAACUACAACCCCGACAUCAUCUUCAAGGACGAGGAGAACACGGGAGCCGAUCGCCUCAUGACCCAGCGCUGCAAGGACCGCCUGAACUCCCUGGCCAUCUCCGUGAUGAACCAGUGGCCGGGCGUGAAGCUGCGGGUGACGGAGGGCUGGGACGAGGACGGGCACCACUCGGAGGAGUCGCUGCACUACGAGGGCCGAGCCGUGGACAUCACCACCUCCGACCGGGACCGCAACAAGUACGGCCUGCUGGCACGCCUGGCUGUGGAGGCCGGCUUCGACUGGGUCUACUACGAGUCCAAGGCCCACGUCCACGGCUCCGUCAAGUCCGAGCAUUCGGCGGCAGCGAAGACGGGCGGCUGCUUCCCUGCCCGGGCCCUGGCGACGCUGGAGGGUGGGGCGAGGACCCCUCUGUGGGCGCUGCGCCCGGGGCAGCGGGUGCUGGCUAUGGACGAGCAGGGCCGGGCCACCUACAGCGACUUCCUGGCCUUCCUGGACAAGGAGGCGUCGGCGCCGACCACUUUCCACGUGAUCGAGACCCGGGAGCCGCCACGUCGCCUGGCCCUGACCCCUGCCCACCUGCUCUUCGUGGCCGAGAACUCCACGGCGCCCGCUGCCCGCUUCCAGGCCACCUUCGCCAGCCAUGUGCGGCCCGGACACUACGUGCUGGUGGCAGCGGUGGGGACGAGCCUGCGGCCGGCCAGGGUGGUGGAUGUCUCCACCCAGACAGACUUCGGGGCCUACGCCCCCCUCACCCGCCACGGGACCCUGGUGGUGGACGACGUGGUGGCCUCCUGCUUCGCCCUGGUGCAGGAGCAGUGGCUGGCGCAGCUGGCGUUCUGGCCGCUCCGGCUCUACCACAGCCUGGCGGGCGGGCACAGGACCCAGCCGGAGGGCGUGCACUGGUACUCGGGGCUGCUGUACCGCCUGGGCCGGCUGCUGCUGGCCCCCGAGAGCUUCCACCCGCUGGGGACGGCCCAGUUCGAGAGCUGAGGGCUGCCGGGGAGAGGAGGGGUGGCCGUUGGGCCGCUCUGCCUGGGAAGAGGAGCCAGCCACGCUCUGAAUGCCGCCUGCCCUAGGAAGUGGGGCCGCUGGGCCUGGGCAGGGCCCGGCCAGAGUGGGCCCGGAUCCCGUGUGCCAGCGUGGCUGGGCGGCACCACACAGACCCUGGCGGAGCCGCCGGCCUGGGGCUGGGGGACCCGGCUUGCGUCCCCAGCUGCUCUGGGAGGCCUGGACGCCCGUCUGCCCCCCUCUGCUGCUGGCACCAGGGCUGCCCCAGCUCCCUGCCAGCCUGGGCUCUGCCAAGUGGCCCAGGGCCGGGGGGCUGCAGGAGGGGCGCCCCAGCUGGAUCUACAUGCUGCUAUUUUUGUGCGUGAUUCGCUAAUGACCAAGUUCCGGGGAAGGAGGGGCCAGGCGGGAGCCCCCCAUGCCGGGGUGAGGGGUGGGGACUGUGCCUAGCACGGGGGGGCAGGGCACGGCGUAUCGGGGCCCCCAUCCCUCCCCUGACGCUGCCAGCGCUGGCCUCAGCCUGCAGCAGGGCGGGAGGGCGGCAGAGGAGAGAUCUGAGCUGCCCGACGCACCCUGAGUGCCAGAGCGGCUCCGUGCCCAGCCAGGCCGCCAGCAGACACCCCCGGCCGGCAGGGCAGCCCCAUACGCCAGGUGGAAGCAGAGUGCCCCCAGGGACGGGCCAGCCCUGCGGCUGGGGGGGAGCUGGGC
Mauremys reevesii (Reeves's turtle) is the source of this 2393-nucleotide messenger RNA. RefSeq names its product Indian hedgehog signaling molecule (gene IHH). Gene Ontology annotation, molecular function: calcium ion binding; patched binding. NCBI's taxonomy places the organism in Eukaryota, Metazoa, Chordata, Testudines, Geoemydidae. The record is from RefSeq and is a predicted model, not a curated record. Gene Ontology annotation, biological process: multicellular organism development; smoothened signaling pathway; regulation of gene expression. The coding region runs from base 444 to 1670 and encodes 408 amino acids. The transcript has 3 exons.